AUGAGUAGCAGAAAGGAGGAGGAGAGGAAUGAGAAGAUUAUUCGUGGCCUCAUGAAACUGCCCCCAAACCGGAGGUGUAUCAACUGUAAUAGCCUGGUAAGUUUUUCAUAGCUUCGAUUCCGUUUUCUCAACUGCAUGGCAUAUCGAGGGCUAGAUAGAUUUUUAUUUUAUUUUAUUUAUCGACGAAACCCUUAUUGAUGUUUUUCCGUCAACAGGGGCCGCAGUAUGUCUGUACUAAUUUCUGGACCUUUGUAUGUAUCUCUUGCAGCGGGAUUCAGUGAGUAUUUUUCUUUUUUUCUCGUGCCUUUUCUUUUUUUACUUUUUCUCCUUGUCUGGUGGGCACUUUUCUAUUUGGCGUCAACUUGUAAAACAUAAUAUUCAUAUUGGGCAAUGGAACGUGAAGCUACCAAAUUUGAAUUACCAGUCCACGUGCUUUAAUUUUUACUCAUGAGAUUUUAAGUUUCUUUGCAGCUAUUUUCCUUUUUCUUCCCGUAAGCAUUCUCAAAUCUUUUGACCAGUGAUCUAUCGAGUCUCAGGAAUGGGGUUGUUUUUAGUAGUUUUCAAUUAAUUUAUUAGAGUGGGAGUGGGGGCGGGGGGACAGCGCAAAGAAGGGAAGAAAAAGAUUCAGAGAGAAAGCUUCAUUUAUUGAAUUAAUACUGAUACAGGUGCUUUCAAUUUGUGUUGACCUACGGUUGUCUUUCUUUCAAUAUGAUAGAAGGAUCUGAUGCCGUGUUCAUUUUUGAUAAUUUUUUGUUAAGUUGUCCCUUGAACAGAGAGACAAACCAAUAUUAGCUGUCUUUUACUAUGCUUACUACUGUCAAAGGGGCCGGCAUCUGCUCCAAUAGCAUUGAUAGAAAUUGGAUCUAUGUAUCUACUUAAAUGCCCAUAAUGACAUGAUCAGCUCCUUGGAGACGAGUGAUCUUGUGACCUUCAUGGAACUAAGCCCUUGAUGCCAAAUUUGGGGAUCAUGUCAUCUUUUGCAGGUUAAUCAAAAUUAGACUUGCCAACAUGCAAAAAGAAAGAGAGAUACGAUUAUUGUGGAUAGUAUUCUUCUGGCAUUGAAAGGAAGUGGUGGAUUUUCGAUUUUUCUGAACCGGAAAUCAAGGAGAAGUACCCCCUCAAUAUCCUUGUCACCCUCAACUCCCUUCAUCAUUACUACCUUGAAAUAUGUACACUCCUUGAAUUAUAUGUUGAUCGCAAAUCCAUGUAGGCUCUCACAUGUCAUGCUAUAAAUGUAGUUAUGAGCAUGUAGAGAAUUUUUUGUCUAGUAGCCAUCUAAGAACUGUCAUUAUUCCGUACUAACAUUCCAUCGCUGAUCAGAACACUGGAGUAAGUCAUGAUGAGGGUAUCUUUCUACAUCCAUCCGGGAGGUUGCCUGGCUUAAAAUGUUUGAAUUUUCAUGCCCCUUCUUGAUUUUGGUGAUUUCUUUCACCAGAUGCUUGGACGCUCACGCUUAGAUCCUAACUAGAUUACCCCCCUCUUAUACCUUGAUCUAGCCUUGUUCAAUGCUCUGUUUAAUGUUAGCAUGUCAUCCUGUUUAAUAUUCUUGGAUUGGUCUGCACCUCCACUCAGAGACAUAUUUGAACUUCUUUUCCACUCACAAAUUGGGAAAUGCCUCGUGUGCUUUGGAUUCACAUUCUAAUAACUUUUAGUCCAUCUGAAAAUUAGUCAACCAAGUUCCAAUGGGAACAAAAACUCUUAGAAGAUUCUCCUAACCUUUCUUAGACAUAAAUCCUGAAAUAUACAUCUCUGAACCAAUAUCUAGCAUUUUCUGGCCUAUUUAAAAUGGCUAUUUAAAGUCAACUUAAAUAGCAGUUUUAUUUAGAUUUGUCUGGAAUCCGGUCCAAUCAAAGAUGCUUGGACGUGUUGUUUUUUUUCUUUUUUCUGAUCAAUGACUAAAUGCCAUCGUUCAUAGUAUGCAUUAUGGCAAAUUCAUCCAUAGGUAAGUUGUUGACUGUAAAUCUGCUUCAUGGAAUGCUUCUUUAGCAUUUUCUAUGGCAAUCUCGUAGUCCAUCUGCUCUACCUUGAGAACAAUUUGGCUAAUUUUUUCUCUAGAAAAGCGUAUCUGGACUGAAAAUGCAUCAUUUAACCAUAACGUUGUUUGAUGACCGCUUUUGUUGAAUAGGCUCUUUUCAAAGUUAUGGCAAUUUUGAGUGUUUUACGUGUGUAUGAACAUAAACUGCAAGUUGGAGUGUAGUCAUAAAAACCUCGUCAUUCUUUCUGUUGUAAUCGGCUAAUACUGUAUUGGUACUUGGAUCACUAUGAGAUGUUAUUUAUAGGGUGGCUGAUGCCUUGACAAAUUUUAAAAGUAUUUUUUUGCGGAGUGGCGACCUUGAUUGAUGUGAUAAGGCUUAUGAUGGUGAUGAUGAUGAUGAUGAUGAUGAUGAUGAUGAUAAUGAUAAAUUGAACUGAUUUUCUGUCGUAAUAAUGAUAGACAUUGGUUGCAACAUGUACAAGACAAUCCUGCACGAUACCAUCCAACAUGUACAAGACGGUCCUGGAUUAAUCAUAGAAUUUUUUUCUCAUUGUUUUUCUCUGACACAGUCGAGAAUUCACUCAUCGGGUGAAGUCUGUUUCCAUGGCAAAAUUUACCACUAAGGAGGUUGAAGCUCUUCAAAAAGGUGGUAAUCAGGUAAAAAGCACAGAUUUUCUCCUGCAAGAGGUUACUUCUUGCCACCUUUUUCUGACUGAGUUUAAUUUAAUAUUUAAGCGUGCAAGGGAGAUCUUUUUAUCAGACUGGGACUUUCAGAGGACGAGAUUGCCUGACAGCAGGUGAAAGUUAUAUCAUUCAGAAAAUUGUUUUCACGUGCAGCACGCUUAUAUUUUCUUUUCGUCACUGCCUUUCUUCAGCAAUCCUGAUAGAAUCAGGGAGUUCAUUAAAAAUGUGUAUGUGGAUAAGAAGUAUGCUGGUGGGAGAUCGUCUGACAAGCCACCCAGGAAUAUGCAGGUAUUUAGAUUUAAAGAGUUAUAAAUAAUUCUGGAGUACUCUGCGGUCUAUUUCUUUCAUCUUUCUCUCUCUGGACUGCUUUACCCCUUCCUUCCACACGUAGACAUUAUUUUAUAAACUUGUUCCCUGGGAUUUCUGACAGAGCCAGAAGAGCUUUGAAGAAGAUCAUCGCCGUGCCAGUUCUUAUCAUUCAUACUCUCAGAGUCCACCAUAUGACCAUCAAUAUGAAGAUAGGCGUUAUGGAAAACAAAGUGGGAUGCUUACUAGAAAGCCCGGUUCAGAUCGAGGGACUUUUGAAGGGAAGAUAUCUAGUCUCAUUUACAGCCCUGGUCGUCUAGGUGAGCAGAUGUAUGAGGAUAGAUUUGCCAAUGAAAUUUCCGGUCCAAGAAUAUCAGACUUUUCAGUAUCUAGCACUGGCGAUACCUUAAAAUUUGAUGGUCAGCCACCGAAUUUUCAAGGGGAUAGCACUUGUGUCACCAAUACCCAGCAGGUGAGAGAGAUCCUAAUCGAAGAUGGACGGUGUCAGGUAUCGACGCAAUAUUCAGAAGCAAAUCCCAGGAGAAAUGUAGAAAGUGCUCUACACUCACAGGUUGGUGUUCCCUUCGUCUCACAAUCAUGUGGCAUGGAUGUAUAGUUAUUAUAUUUACGUGACGAUGAUGGUAAUAACAAUGAAUUUUGAAAAACUGUCUUCAGAGAAGCGCAUCUUCAGGCAGCUUUGGAUCAUUUGAUAGCAACUCGGUGUCAUUGAAAUCAGUUAAUUCUGGUGGUUCACGUGAAGUUGUCAUAGAAGCUGAACAGCCAGUCAGAAGUCAACAGGUGGAAUCAUUGUUUCCUUCCGAACAGCAAUCAUCUUCUCCUAUUCAGCCUUCUUUUGCUCAACAAGGAACUAUUCCUUCAGCAUCAUCUUCGGAUUUUUUUGCUGAGAAUCAGUACUCUUCUACAUCUUUGUUUGAGAAUCCCUUAUCACAGUCGUCUCUUCACGGAAACCUUGGGAAUCCAAAUAUGUCUGGUCCAUCUUUUGUUCAGCAGGCAACCAGCUCUUCUGUCCUACCUUUGGAUUUGUUUGCUGAAAUCACUCAUCCCUCAUCCUCGACUACUUUGGAUAAGUCACAGCCAGUACCAUUCUCUGAGAAAGAGGGAUGGGCUACAUUCGAUUUGCCACCUUCCGGAUCUGCUUCUGAAACAAAACCCACAUCCUUUUCUACCAUUGUUCCUGUCGAUGGAAUCAGCACGGCAGUUUUUGAUGCUCUUCCACCCACUGGUAAUAACACUCAGAGGUCAUUGGAACAAAGCUCCUUUUCUCAUGAAGCUUCUCCAUCGUUUACUGGCCAAUGGAAUUCAGGAAUCAGUCUAGUUAAAUUAGCUUCUGAGGCGACAACCUCCCAGGUAAGUGAUCUCAGAGUUUGAUCAGUUUACGGGGGCAACUUGAAUUACGUAAGAGUAACUUACACGGUUCUCUUCCCCCUUCUCCUCUCUCCCCCUGUAGACAUGGAAUGCUUUUGAUGAUUCUUUUAGAGGUUUUCCUCUCCCGUCCUUUGGGAGCUCAGUGCCAAAGAAUGAAGUUCAAGUUCCAGCACACAUUCCUCCUACCAUUGUCGAUCAAAAGGUGCUCCUCAUGUCCAGUGUUUCGUGUGAGAAGAAUAUUGUGGUGGUGCCACGUUAAUCCAUUUCAUUUGGCGCAUUUGCAGGAUUUUGAUAGAGGUGGAUUACAAAUAUCAGGCAUUGGUGGUAGAGCUGUAGGAUCAUCUUUCAACCCAGUUAUCCCUCCGAUGGUGUGUCUUCUUUCUUUGAGCUCAUAGGCAUGCUUAUCUUGUUUAGAUAUAAGCUGCAUGAGUUUGAUUUAUUAUUCUUAUUUACAAAAGGUAAUUUAUUAUUUUUUUCGCAGGGAGCAAACAGUCGCGAAUCUAAGUCCACAAAUCCAUUUGACAUUCCAUAUGAGUCUGAUUUGGAACCUGUUAAGGUAUAUAUAUCGCUGUAACCUCAUCAAUGUUUUCUUUAAUACAACUCAAUUAGAUAAGUUUCGGGGCUCGGUUUGUCUCUUUAACGUUGCUUAUCCCUGUGACUAAGAUUGCUUUCAAUGAAUCUCUCUCUCUCUCUCUCUCUCUCUCUCUCUCUCUCACACACACACACACACACACACACACACACACACACACACACACGCACAAUCUUAUGAAUCCACCAUCAAAUAGUUUAUAUUAAUUUAAAUAAAAUGGAUGAUACUUUUAUUCGAUGCUGGUUACUCACUCAUGAUCGGCUCAUUUCCUUCCCAGUUCCUGGACAUGAGUCCUCUGCAGGCAACGCUUCCAUCUGUGCAGUUUCCACCUCCAUUCCUCAACAACCUCGGCCAACAAUGGUUUCCUCAGAAUCCCAUGCCACCUUAUGUUGCUUCUGUGGCCUCAGGUACGUUCCAAGUGGUCUCACUAGGGUUUGACUAUUUCGGGGAGCCCACCAACCUUUGAAAGUUCCCCUUGCAGGGAGCUUGCCGUACAUGGCUGGUCAACCGCCAAGUUCUCAGCUGCCGUGAGUCAAAACAGUUGCCUUAUUUGGUAUCUUUGAUGAAUUCUUGGUGAUUCUAAAACGAUUUGCUUUGGACAGGGACAUCCCUUCACAGGGCCCGGUUGCAUCCCUUGGGGGAAACCCAUUUGCAUAG
Messenger RNA from Spirodela intermedia, 5600 nucleotides. The record is from the annotation of a GenBank genome assembly. Lineage: Eukaryota; Viridiplantae; Streptophyta; Magnoliopsida; Alismatales; Araceae.